CCAAGCAGCAGGAGUGGAUUAUAGGAUGCUGGACACGUGCGAUGGAUUCUAGUUUUUUUAUAUUAUCAACAUUACGGAAAGGAUGACCUCCGACAAUUGUGAUUCUCUCGAGGCUCAGCAGAACAUCGGAGAAAUGUUGAAUUCCAACGUCUCCAAACAUUUACGCGAAGGCAAUGGCACCAACAGUGGCUCUUGUAGCUCGGUGUCCGUUGGAUAUCCAAUUACUAUGAUGCUCACGGGCAUGGUGGGCAACUCUCUAGCUCUUAUCCUGGUGUAUUUCUCUUACAAAAAGAAGGAAAAUAUAAGGAAAAGGUCGUUUUUGCUUUGUAUUGGCUCGUUGGCGCUGACCGAUCUCUUUGGGCAGCUUCUGACCAGUCCGAUCGUCAUAUCAGUUUACCAGGCGGGCCUCAAGUGGGAGAGCAUCGACCCGUCUGGCAACUUGUGCGCGUUUUUCGGUGUGUGCAUGACCACUUUCGGUCUCUGUUCUCUUUUUAUGGCCAGCGUAAUGGCCAUUGAGAGGGCCCUGGCGAUCACCAAUCCACACUGGUACUCCAACCACAUGAAGACAAGUGUCACCAAACAGACCCUGGUGAUCAUCUGGUGUCUGGUCUUGGUCUUCGCUCUGCUGCCCAUCGUAGGGGUCGGCAAAUACACUUUGCAGUGGCCAGGAACUUGGUGCUUCAUAAGCACGGGGGACAGGGAUGUUCCCGGUAACAUGUUUUUCUCCAUUACUUUCGCGCUACUAGGGAUCUUCUCUCUGCUUGUGACUUUCUCCUGCAAUGUGGCCACCAUCCGGGGGCUGGUCAUACGCUGCAGGAACAAGUCUGGCACGGCCCAGUCCUCCAAGCAGUGGGAACGACUCACCACGGAGACCGUCAUCCAACUGUUGGGGAUUAUGUGCGUCCUGCUAAUUUGCUGGUCUCCCUUGCUGGUGCUAAUGCUGCGGAUGAUCUCAACCCAGACCUCAUCCCAUCACUGCAAGCAAGACUCCUCCUCCUCCUCCUCCUCCUCCUCUUCCUCUUCCUCUUCCUCCUCCUCCUCCUCCUCCUCUGUGUUCUCAUCCACCUCCUCCUUAGCCCCGGGUCGAGACCUGGAUUGCAACUUCUUCCUCAUGGCCAUCCGCCUGGCCUCGCUCAACCAGAUCCUAGACCCCUGGGUGUACCUGCUGCUCCGGGAGAUCAUGCUGCGCAAGUUCUGCAUGGUGGCCAACGCCAUGUCUAACUGCUCCGUCGAGAGACACAACGAGAACCAGGUGGCCCUGACCGCCCUCCACAAGGAGGUCUCGCCGGAGGCGGACCACCUCCAGAAGCAGCAGACGGAGUAGACGGCCUGCUUCGGUUUAUUGUUUACAUUAAAGGUGGAUUUAAUGAUUCGUUUCCGUGACCCAGUUCGCGUGAUUCAGUUCGCCACGAGGAGUCGUUCGCGAAUCGUUCGUUCGUUCGUUCGUUCAGUCGAGUUUCCGGUAGCACUAACUCCACUGAGUCUGCAUCAUGGAAUGCACGCCAUUGCACGUUUCUCAUCUGAGUCAGUCAGACUCAGUGGAGUUAGUGCUACCGGAAAUUCAUUCGUUCGUUCAGUCGAGUUUCCGGUGAAUCGAAUGGUGAACGAGACGACCGAACGAACGAGAGAGACGAACCGGUUUGGUUAGUUCGUUCUAAAGACUCGUUCAUUCGAACCGGUUCGCGAACGAACGAGCCAACACUAGUUUACAUAGAAGCAGACAAGACGGGACGGGAUCCGGGGUUGUGGCGCGGAUCGGAUCGGAUCGGAUUUCCUGCACAUUGACAGAUUCAUUAGAUAUUCCGAAACGGAUUGUUUCUUUUUUCUGCACGACGGGAGACUGGAUUUGAACUUUGAUUUUGUAGACUGUACACAGGAGGGUGCUUAAGGUGUCUAAGGAGUCAAGAAGCUGUGCGGCAGUACUGUACAUGUUCACCAGCUGAGUCCUCUCAAUGUGCACUCGUAUUUGUUUGCUUGAAAAAAACAACAACGCACAUUCCAUUCCAAAGUCACCUAACCAGCAUGUGGUCACGGCACCUUGCAGACUUGUUGCAAAGUUUUGAUUGUAGUUUGAAAGGAAAUGUUUUUUGGGUGUUUAUCUUUGUUUUGACUGUGUCUUUGGACUGCAGACUCACCAAACAUGGUUGCUUAUGAUAUUGUUGCUGAUGUGGUUGUGCUUAGAAAACCUCUGUGGCCUAUUAGUUUAAAUAAACAUGAUCCAUCAGGAACAAGGAUGGUGAAUCAAUUCCAAGCAAAACUAUAAUCGAAUGGUGCAGUGUUCUCAGAACCUUUUAUAGUGCCUGCUGAACUGUGGCUGCUUCUAACAACGUUAAGCUAUUACUGUACAUUCACAGGGGCUUGACGGAGAAUGUUGAAAAGAGGAUUUCAAUACAAGCUGUAUUGUUUAUUUUUAUUUUUUUCACCUACCUAUAAGUACUAGCUUUAAAGCGCUUGAUAAAACUAUAUUUAUCGUAUUGCGCAUGUACAGGAUUGUUCCAAUGGUGAAACGCAAGGGACAAUUAUGUUUGAUUAGUAAUGUUGUUAAUUUUAACAUUGUAAAUAUUUGUCAAGCAAAAAAUUAUUUAUUUAUAUGUUGGGGUAAUUGCACAUUUUCUUGUUCAUUUGUGGUGAAUGCCGUCUAUAAAUGUUAAAAUAUGUAUCCCGCCGGGUUGAUUGCAAACAAGGCCAUUGAAAUGUGAAUGUCGUACCGUCUAUCCAAUUCCUUUCGAUUUCUGCAAGGCAUGGAGCUUACUUAGUUUUUCUCCAUCUAAGAUUCUCGCAUAUAUUUGAGACAUGCCAACUCUUAAAUGCCAAUACAAGAUGUCAAAGCUUACAAGAGGAUCAGUUUGGAUGCAGAGACAGUGAAGUAGCCCCUCCGAGCCAAACGGUACUGGGGAAGAUCUCGAGAGACGUCGUUUAGAGGACGCUAACUACUCCUGGGUGACAGUUAAUGAGGACUGAUUGGGUGAACACCGGUGUCUCCUUAAAACAUUUGUACUUCAUCUGUGUAUCAUAACUGUCAGAUUGCAAAGUUACAUUUUGUACCCAUAGUAAAUCAAUGUUUGUGCCAUUCUACGUUAGAAGACAAAUGUCCUUCGACAUCUUCUUCUGCAGCAGUAGGAUACUGUUUGCAUAGGAUAGCAAGGAAUUCUCUAUGAUCUUCUCACAUUGGCCGAUAGUAUUAUGUGUCGGGUACACCAGACUAAUCUUGUUGGGAUCAUACCAAAAUGUGAGCUUAAAGCUGAUUGGUCAGAAUGCUGUGUGGGAGGUGGCCACCUGAAAGCAGUAUAGGCCUCUCUUGAGUUUUUGUUGAUGUUAAUGAUUAGUAUUUAUGUCAGGGAUUACAGUGAAAGAAGAUCUAAUAUGUACAUUUAAGUUAUUGACAAACUGCACCAAUGCCUCAUGGAGACAUUUCCAUGCAACAUGGCUGUUGAAUGGAAAGUGAAGACAUUAAAAAAAUGAUCACAACACAAAAGGCUAAGUGUAAUUCAGGGUUUGUUUUGUUUGUGUGUUUUCUAUGUUUUCUUGUUUGCACAGAAAUUUGCUUGUGGGUUACCUUGUUUCUUAUCGCAAAAAUGAAUUGUUGCCCGUUUUUAGCAAGUUGCUUGGGUAAAAUAUCUCAUUGGAUGUAUUUAAUUAGUAUUCAAAUCUGCUUUUGAAAACCUUAUUGUUUUUCUCCAGCGUUUAAGGAUGUUUUCAUUAUUGUUUUCAAUGUCUUUAUUUUGAGGAAAGUUUUUCUCAGUUCAAGUUUUUCGUCAUAUCAAUUAGACCCUGCUUAAUAAUUACUUGACUGUGGAUUUUCUUCCUUUGUGUUUGGAAAAAACACAGAGGCCCCAAACAAGGCCACAGAACAGGUGAGGUCGGAUUUUCUUACGGUAUUCAAAUACAUUCCUCUUGGUUCCAGUGAACACCACCUGAAAGCCAUAACACUGUGAAUAAUGCUUUAUGAUUCUCAGAAAGCUUUCUCUGCCAGCUGGCUCCAUUCUCCUCAGAUCAGUCCGGCAUGCAGUUUGAUCUUCUGAUUCCAUCCAUGUGCUGAUAGACAGGCUGCCUUUAUAGAGGCCUGUAUUGGCUCGAGGUUGGAUAAACUCCUUCCAAGAACUCCCUACAGCGUCGGUUUCCCCCAACCCAGCUGCAUCUCAGUUAACCCUCAGAUGGGCUGAAGUGUUGCAGGAGUCAGACUCCCAGCCGAAAGAUACUGGGUCCGAUCCCCCAUGUCCGCAGUCAACCUGAGCAAGAUGCCUAGUCCGUGACGAAUUCACUGUAAAUCGCUUUGGAUAAAAGCUGAAUGACUAAAUAAUAGUACCAUCCUUUUUGCAACCACUCAGUUAUGACGUCUCUAACCUACCUGGUCACCACCGCUUACAAACACAACUCAGUUAUAAAGUCAGUUGGAUUUGACCAUCAUCAGAACAAGGGGAGGAAGAAGAUGAGGAAGAAGAGCCCCCCACCCCCGUUCUCCCCUCUCUCUGAUUGGCCAGAUGGAGGGGUUGUCGGUCUGGUGCUUCCAUCUCCUCAAGGCUGGACCGCUAUAGAACACACUCAAUAUGUCUCAUCUCACAGGGUGGCUGAUGAAGGCACCUUGCAUCUAUAAUGCUUUGGAAUCUAUAAUGUUGGGAAAGCAGUAACAUAUCAUGUAUAAUACGUCUUUUAUUUCCUUUGGUUGGCUGUUCAUUUCGGGGACGUUGAUGAAAACAAUCUCUCUCCCGCCCCGUUGGGAUGGUAGCGGAGAACUGCUAACUCAACAAACUGACCCCUACACUCUCCUGGUGAGCCUGGCGACCGACCCCCUCCUGAAUAAUCAAUCAAACGUCGACGUCGACACAAACAAGCCGGAAGAAGCCAUUACUUGUUGUUUUACUGUGAGACAUGGAAUUUAUCUUGCAGCACUGCGACAACUUUAACUCCACUGUUUACCAGAUGAGGCAGAGCAGCUUAUUAUGAAGUAUCCUUUAUAAAUAUGGAAAGGACAUGUUCUAUUUAUUUAUGAAGGUCUCCAUUUAGAGCUUAAAUAUUUGCCCCGCGUCUUGGGUGGUUAAAGAUAUUAAUGUGUCUCGAUAAAUAAAUAAAAAUUCAGAUUUAUAACUAAACUAAAAUGGUGUUCUAUUCUAUUAAAUACAGUGAACCCUAACGCCAUGCAAGACAAUAGACACACAAGGUCUGAAGGUUUUUCAAACAUGUCAGACGUUCAGACACUUCACCACGCCAUUUGUUUACUUCCUUAACAACUUUUAGGAAAUUGUGGGUGCAUUGUCUGUGUAGCAUGCCUACAUUUUCAGCAUUCCUUCUGUUUCAACUCAAAUAUUGACCAUACCACUAUUCAAUUGCCCAUUAAAAGUGCAAUUAAAUGUGUGCUAAACAUACAAAAACAAAAUGUUUUCUCUGCUUGCACAGAACCUUGAGUGAGGGAGUGAGAGAGUGAGUGAGUGAGUGAGUGAGUGAGUGAGUGAGUGAGUGACUGAGCAUGUAAAUAAUAAUUUUCUCAUACUCAUCAUCCACAGGUGGGUGCAUUAUUCACUUCAUUUGCCUAGUCAGCCUGGCCUAACCUUUCAUACCGAAUUUGUUUGGCAUCUGCAUCAACUUUAGCUGUUAUGUGUGGUGAGUGUAUAGAGGUGAAUGCAUUAAAGGCCUAAAAGUG
Messenger RNA from Gadus chalcogrammus (walleye pollock), 5638 nucleotides. RefSeq names its product prostaglandin E receptor 3 (subtype EP3) (gene ptger3). The coding region runs from base 83 to 1324 and encodes 413 amino acids. The transcript has 2 exons. The record is from RefSeq and is a predicted model, not a curated record. NCBI's taxonomy places the organism in Eukaryota, Metazoa, Chordata, Actinopteri, Gadiformes, Gadidae. Gene Ontology annotation, cellular component: plasma membrane. Gene Ontology annotation, molecular function: prostaglandin E receptor activity. Gene Ontology annotation, biological process: adenylate cyclase-activating G protein-coupled receptor signaling pathway; phospholipase C-activating G protein-coupled receptor signaling pathway; intestine smooth muscle contraction.